This is a messenger RNA of Jaculus jaculus (lesser Egyptian jerboa), 4237 nucleotides long. RefSeq names its product cleavage stimulation factor subunit 2 tau variant (gene Cstf2t). The coding region runs from base 289 to 2556 and encodes 755 amino acids. Gene Ontology annotation, cellular component: mRNA cleavage and polyadenylation specificity factor complex. Gene Ontology annotation, biological process: mRNA 3'-end processing. The record is from RefSeq and is a predicted model, not a curated record. Gene Ontology annotation, molecular function: mRNA binding. NCBI's taxonomy places the organism in Eukaryota, Metazoa, Chordata, Mammalia, Rodentia, Dipodidae. The transcript has a single exon.
GACUACUACUGUAAGCCUGUGGAAUAGGAGAGAAAAGGAGUCCUACUCUGCGUUAAGUAAGCUCUGAGAGAGUCAUGACUUUCCAGAGGAGGGAAACGUCGGCUAAGUAAACCGGCAUUACUACGCGGUUCCUGCGGAGUAGCGGAACCAUCGACGUUAGCGGGAAAGGCUUCCGCCCGGAUUUUACCAGCCGCUUCCGUUACACAGCGGAAGUGUGGGUCGCGAGCUCGCGACUUGGACGCGUUCGCUGUUCGCUGUUCGCUGUACGCUGUGUGAGCCACCGGAAUCAUGUCGAGUUUGGCGGUGAGAGACCCGGCAAUGGAUCGGUCCCUGCGUUCGGUGUUCGUGGGAAACAUUCCUUAUGAAGCUACCGAGGAGCAGUUGAAGGACAUUUUCUCGGAGGUUGGUUCUGUUGUCAGUUUUCGGCUCGUGUACGAUAGAGAGACGGGCAAGCCCAAGGGUUAUGGCUUCUGCGAGUACCAGGACCAGGAGACCGCGCUUAGUGCCAUGCGCAACCUCAAUGGGCGAGAGUUCAGUGGGAGAGCGCUGCGGGUGGACAAUGCUGCCAGUGAGAAGAACAAGGAGGAGCUCAAGAGUCUCGGGCCUGCUGCGCCCAUCAUUGACUCACCCUAUGGGGACCCCAUCGAUCCAGAAGAUGCCCCAGAAUCGAUUACCAGAGCAGUCGCCAGCCUCCCUCCAGAGCAGAUGUUUGAGCUCAUGAAGCAAAUGAAGCUGUGUGUUCAAAACAGUCACCAGGAAGCUCGAAACAUGUUGCUUCAGAAUCCACAGCUGGCUUAUGCGCUGCUGCAGGCACAAGUCGUGAUGAGAAUCAUGGAUCCUGAGAUUGCCCUGAAAAUUCUGCAUCGCAAGAUACACGUGACACCGUUGAUCCCAGGCAAAUCUCAGCCUGUCUCUGGUCCUGGACCUGGACCUGGACCCGGACCCGGACCUGGACCAGUACCUGUACCUGGCCCUGGGCCUGGGCCUGGCCCUGGCCCUGGCCCUAGCCCUGCUUCUGGGCUCUGCCCUGGACCAAAUGUUAUGCUGAACCAACCGAAUCCUCCAGCCCCUCAGCCACCUCAACAUCUGGCUAGAAGACCUGUGAAAGACAUUCCUCCUCUGAUGCAGACUUCUAUCCAGGGGGCAAUUCCAGCACCUGGGCCAAUGCCAACUGCAGUUCCUGGACCUGGACCUGGUUCUUUAGCUCCUGGAGGAGCAAUGCAGCCACAAGUUGGCAUGCCAGUGGUUGGCCCAGUGCCUUUGGAGCGGGGACAAAUGCAGAUGUCAGAUCCUAGAGCUCCUAUGCCUCGAGGACCCAUGACUGCUGGCGGCAUACCUCCUCGAGGACUGCUGGGAGAUGCUCCAAAUGACCCACGUGGAGGGACUUUGCUUUCAGUUACUGGAGAAGUAGAACCCAGAGGUUAUCUGGGUCCACCUCAUCAGGGUCCUCCUAUGCACCAUGGCCAUGACAGUCGUGGCCCUUCACAUGAUAUGAGAGGAGGGCCAAUGGCAGAUCCCAGAAUGCUAAUUGGAGAGCCCAGAGGACCCAUGAUAGAUCAAAGAGGGCUACCUAUGGAUGGCAGAGGAGGUAGAGAGUCUCGUGGGAUGGAGCCCCGAGCCAUGGAAACUGAGGUCCUGGAGGCACGAGUAAUGGAGAGAAGAGGAAUGGAGACCUGUGCAAUGGAAACCAGAGGAAUGGAAGGAAGAGGCAUGGACGCAAGAGGACUAGAGAUGAGGGGCCCUGGCCCUGCUUCCAGAGGUCCUAUGACUGGUGGAAUCCAGGGUCCUGGCCCCAUUAAUAUAGGGGCUGGUGGCCCUCAGGUACCUAGACAGGUUCCAAGUCUGUCUGGAGUGGGAAAUCCUGGAGGAGGGAUGCAGGGGGCAGGUAUGCAAGGAGGAGGGAUGCAGGGGCCAGGGAUUCAAGGAGGAGGGAUGCAGGGAGCAGGGAUGCAAGGAGGAGGGAUGCAGGGGGCAGGGAUGCAAGGAGGGAUGCAGGGAGCAGGUAUGCAAGGAGGAGGGAUGCAGGCGGCAGGGAUGCAAGGAGGAGGGAUGCAGGGAGCAGGGAUGCAAGGAGGAGGGAUGCAGGGAGCAGGGAUGCAAGGAGGAGGGAUGCAGGGAGCAGGGAUGCAAGGAGGAGGGAUGCAGGGAGCAGGCAUACAAGGAGGAGGGAUGCAGGGGGCAGGCAUGCAAGGAGGAGGGAUGCAGGGAGCAGGCAUGCAAGGAGGAGGGAUGCAGGGAGCAGGCAUGCAAGGAGGAGGGAUGCAGGGGGCAGGCAUACAAGGAGGAGGGAUGCAGGGGGCAGGCAUACAAGGAGGGAUGCAGGGGGCAGGAAUACAAGGAGGAGGGAUGCAGGGGUCUAGCAAGCCAGGUGGAGGGCAGCCUAGCAGUUUUAGUCCUGGGCAGAGCCAGGUAACUCCUCAAGAUCAGGAAAAGGCAGCUUUGAUCAUGCAGGUUCUUCAGCUGACUGCGGAUCAGAUUGCCAUGCUGCCUCCUGAGCAAAGGCAGAGUAUCCUGAUCUUAAAGGAGCAAAUCCAGAAAUCCACUGGUGCUUCUUAAGAGGGAUGAGAAAGUACUUGGCUGUAGUCUUAGAAAGUUUAUUCUGUAGCAUGGAGAGUGGGGUGCCAAAAGCUAACCUCUGCAUCCACACAUCUUAAUGAUUAGAGUUUCCUUUUCCCCAGACCUUCCUCUUAUUUCUAGUCUUUUCAUGUUUUCUUUUUUAUUUUUAAUUCAGGGGAGGGUGAAAAAGAGGAGGGGGUGGGCCUGUUCACUUUAAGUCACUGUUAAUGUACAGUAAUAACCCUGGAAAUUAUUAUACAUUAAAUAAGACUAUAAGGAAUAUUAAAAUAUCUGACUUACCUGCAUUUAAAAAGUAUUGAGCCUACUGUGUAAAAACUAGAGAAAGACUGAAAGGUGACUUGUUAAAGUAUUGAUGUCCUAAGAUGGAGUAAAGUUUUUGGUUGUAUAGUGAAGUUAACUUACCUCAAAAUUGUAAGAUAUAAUUUUUUUGGCAACCAAAAGUCAAAGUUCUAGUGUGGGUGCAGUAUGUUUUAGGCUAAGCAAUUUUAGUUGUUUUGGAAUUAUUUUGAAACACUAGAACAAAUAGAAUGUGCUUGAAUUUCUGAUAGUAGGUUUUUUUUUUAAAAGCUGUGUUGCAUCAUAUAUCAGACUCUUCUGACCCAGCAGUGUUCUCACUUGGACCCAGCAAAAUCACCAGUUGUAGGAUCAGUCAGACUACUUAGUCUCCUCUGAUGAGACACAAAUAAUCUCUUAAUAUCUCCCUAUUUGUCAAAAAAUAUUUAAGCCCUGUCUGUGGGUAAUUCUCUCACAUCCUCCCAAAAGAAUCACUGUCAAGGGGACCAUUUGAACUGAAUUAGUUGUAUACAGUAUUGAACUUUCUACAAAUAGCGGAAGGUUUCAUUCAAUAAAGCUUCCAGUUUUCUUGGUAACCAGCUUCUAUAUACAUAUAGUAUCCAUUUAGACAACAAGAAUCAAGAGAUAAAAAUCUUAGUCUUAACAUUUGAUAUACCUUACAGUUUUCUUAUUUCAUAAUGUGCUUUCCAUUGCCAUCCUUACUAGAAUGGAGGCCUAAAUAAACAGAGAUAUUCCUGUAGACUGAAUCUCUGUUUAGCUUACUUGUUACUUUACUUCUUAAAAGUCAAAAGCCAUUUAAUCCUAACAUCCAUACCCAUUUCAUAUAUUUAAAAAUCAACAGGAAAGUGGGGCUUACCAUACUCCUUUAGAGUUACUACUUAUUUUUAAGCUUUGAGGAUGAUUUAGACAUCUGUAUCAGUGUAGUCCAAGUGUUAAUUAACAGAAACAUAAUCUCCCACAUAACCAGGUGAUCCUCUGCAGGAACAUACAUAUGCAUGUACACACAGUUACACAAGGAAAGUAUCCUUUAGUACAGGAGAGAGCUCAGACUUUUGCAAGGUUUUUACAUUUUAAAUGGGCAGUUUACUCAUUUUAUAAAGUCUCCAUCUAUGCCUCUGUUAGCUGCCAUUUAUUUUUUGUGGUUGUUUAUAGUGCUAUCCAUUCAAUAGUUUCUGUUUGCUCCAUACUGUAGUGGGUAACACUUCUGUGCAUUUUUGUUACUUCUGGCUAAUACUCAGAUUGGCUUGGUUACUGGAAUUAUAGAUGCUGACCCUAACUAAAUUUUUCAUUGAAAUCUUACAGUCUUUGUUCUAGUAAAAUCUCUGUAUUGUUUAAUGAAGACUAAAUAAAGAUGGUAUAUAAAGGC